CCCAAAGAAAAGUUUCUUCUAUAGAGACAACAUUUUGAAACUGUUGACAUACGCACAAAACCCUAACGAAAAGUCGAAGGAUUAGAGGAUGAGUCGUGGAAGCGGAGGUGGAUAUGAUCGUCACAUUACGAUCUUCUCUCCAGAAGGUCGUCUCUUUCAAGUAGAGUAUGCUUUUAAAGCCGUUAAGGCUUCUGGGAUCACCUCUAUCGGUGUCCGGGGUAAAGACUCUGUCUGUGUUGUAACCCAGAAGAAGGUUCCGGACAAGCUUUUGGAUCAGACUAGUGUCACACAUCUUUUCCCCAUCACAAAGUAUCUCGGAUUGUUAGCAACUGGCAUGACAGCUGAUGCAAGGACCUUGGUUCAACAAGCAAGGAAUGAGGCAGCUGAAUUUCGCUUCAAAUAUGGAUAUGAGAUGCCUGUUGAUGUAUUGGCUAAAUGGAUUGCAGACAAAUCACAAGUCUAUACCCAACAUGCCUACAUGAGACCUCUUGGAGUAGUUGCUAUGGUUUUGGGUAUUGAUGAUGAGUUUGGACCGCGGCUCUUUAAAUGUGAUCCAGCUGGCCAUUUCUUUGGUCAUAAGGCAACAAGUGCUGGAUCAAAAGAGCAAGAGGCUAUAAAUUUCCUAGAAAAGAAAAUGAAGAAUGAUCCCGCAUUUACCUACGAGGAGACGGUGCAGACUGCAAUUUCAGCCCUGCAAUCUGUUCUACAAGAGGAUUUCAAGGCAAAUGAGAUUGAGGUUGGAGUUGUGAGGAAGGAGAAUCCGGGCUUCAGAGUGUUGUCUACUGAGGAGAUUGACGAGCACUUGACCGCAAUAAGUGAACGUGAUUAAGUUCUUGCAGAAGUCCAAAGCUCUAUUGUUUUGUGUCAUUCAGUUAUUCUAAAUCGCAAAAAGCCUUCUUGUUUCUGUUUUUAUCUGUUUACUUUAAUCAGCAGAUGUGUUCUUAAAGCAGACUGUUUGAUAUUUAACGUACUAGUAAAAAAUAUAUGCCUCCAAAUAUCCUA
Cornus florida is the source of this 1002-nucleotide messenger RNA. RefSeq names its product proteasome subunit alpha type-6-like. Lineage: Eukaryota; Viridiplantae; Streptophyta; Magnoliopsida; Cornales; Cornaceae. The record is from RefSeq and is a predicted model, not a curated record. Gene Ontology annotation, biological process: ubiquitin-dependent protein catabolic process. Gene Ontology annotation, cellular component: proteasome core complex, alpha-subunit complex; proteasome core complex; nucleus. The coding region runs from base 89 to 829 and encodes 246 amino acids. The transcript is spliced from 9 exons.